UGCCCCAACCAGGGGCUGUGCGCGGCCGGCGCGGCCGGGCCGGACCCGGGUUGCUCUGCUGGACAUCGAUAUCUGCGGGCCAUCGAUCCCUAAAAUAAUGGGUCUGGAAGGAGAACAGGUUCAUCAGAGUGGAUCUGGAUGGUCUCCAGUGUAUGUUGAAGAAAACUUAGGUGUCAUGUCAGUGGGGUUCUUGCUUGGCAGCCCUGAUGAUGCAGUCAUCUGGAGAGGACCAAAAAAAAAUGGGCUGAUCAAGCAGUUCCUCCGUGACGUGGACUGGGGGGAGGUCGAUUACCUGAUCGUGGACACACCUCCGGGGACGUCGGACGAGCACCUGUCCAUCGUGCAGUACCUCAGUGCCACCCACAUCGAUGGGGCUGUCAUAGUCACCACCCCGCAGGAAAUCUCGCUUCAGGAUGUUCGGAAGGAGAUCAACUUCUGCCACAAGGUGAAACUGCCCAUCAUAGGUGUUGUGGAAAACAUGAGUGGCUUUGUGUGUCCAAAGUGUAAGAAAGAAUCUCAGAUCUUUCCCCCAACUACUGGUGGUGCAGAGAAGAUGUGCCAGAAUUUGAAUGUUUCCCUCCUGGGUAAAGUGCCUCUGGAUCCACAGAUAGGAAGAAGUUGUGACAGAGGCCAGUCAUUCCUGUCCGAAGCACGAGAUUCUCCAGCUACAUUGUCUUACAGGAAUAUCAUUCAAAGAAUUCAGGAGUACUGUGAACAACAACAUUCUCUAGAAGAAAAGAUGAUCUAAUCUGUGAAUGGAAUAAAAAAUGUAGCUCUCGUUUAAAAGUAACUUAUGCCUUGAUCUAAUAGAAGGAAUGUAUUCUUUUUGUAUAUUGCAAAUAAAUUCUUAAUAUAAA
Molecule: messenger RNA, 857 nt
Organism: Lepidothrix coronata (blue-crowned manakin)
Lineage: Eukaryota; Metazoa; Chordata; Aves; Passeriformes; Pipridae
Gene: NUBP1
Product: nucleotide binding protein 1
Exons: 9
Coding region: 98-748 (216 amino acids)
Biological process (GO): iron-sulfur cluster assembly
Cellular component (GO): cytosol
Molecular function (GO): ATP binding; ATP-dependent FeS chaperone activity; iron-sulfur cluster binding
Source: RefSeq, a predicted model, not a curated record